This is a messenger RNA of Drechmeria coniospora, 852 nucleotides long. RefSeq lists its product as uncharacterized. The transcript is spliced from 2 exons. The record is from RefSeq and is a predicted model, not a curated record. The coding region runs from base 1 to 852 and encodes 283 amino acids. Lineage: Eukaryota; Fungi; Ascomycota; Sordariomycetes; Hypocreales; Ophiocordycipitaceae.
AUGGCCUUCUCGUCGACGUACCGACCACGGCCGGUGACGGACAUCUUCACGACCGACACCGACAUCAACCGCCGCACAUGCACCCGCGGGGUACCCAUGAGAGUCCUCAUCCUCGGUCUCGGCCGCACCGGCACUGCUUCGAUGCGAUCGGCCCUCAAGCAGCUCGGCUACGUCGACACGUAUCACAUGAUGAGCUGCUCCAUAGAAAACCCCCCCGAUGCCCUCAUGUGGAUGGACGCGCUGUGCGCCAAGUACGACGGUCAGGGCACCCCCUUCACGCGCGCGGACUGGGAUCAGCUGCUCGGAAAUGCGCAAGCUGUUUGCGACUGGCCAAGCAUCGCCUUCGCCAAGGAGCUCAUCGAGGCUUACCCCGAGGCUAAGGUGGUUCUGACGAACCGAGACGUCCACAGCUGGCACGCCUCGACGAUGAGGACCGUCUACUGGCGCGUCACCGAUCCCGAGCUGCGCUGGCUCUCGCACUUUGACUGGGCCGCUGCCAUGUACUACCCGAUGCUCAAGAAAUUCUUCGACACCUUUUUCGAGGGCGACUUCCCCAACCGCGGCAAGGACGUCUUCCGCCGCCACUACGACGAGGUUCGCCGCCUCGUGCCCGAGGGGAAUUUGCUCGAGUACAAGGUGACGGACGGCUGGGGACCGCUGUGCGACUUUCUCGGCCAGCCCAUCCCCAAGGGAAUCCCAUUUCCAAACGUCAACGACAACUCGGACUUUGUUACGCGCUCGCGCCGGCGAAACCGCUGCCAGAUGUACAACGUUGUGCUACGGUACGCCAUGUGGCUGUUGAUGCUGGCCCUGGCCAUCGUCGCCCUGCGUCCGCUCAUGGCCCUCGUGUAA